CGAGUUGCACCGAGUAAUGUGCUACGUAACGUCCUGUGGAAAUUCCCACUUACUAACAGGAAAGGAUAAUGAAAGGAAGAAUUGCGAAGUUUAUGUUCAUACAGUUCAUCAAAUGAUUGCUGAAUGAUUGUACCAUAAUUCAUUUGAUUUGGCAGUACAGAAAAGAAAAAACAAAAAUGGCUUUAAGAGACCCAGUAAACACUCAGCUAUCAGUGGAUUCUGAUCCAGUGGCUCCACUAGACAGAUAUGUAGAACAAAAUCACAUAAUAAGUCUCAGUAGCAGAAAUGAUGUUUCAGCAGAUGCCAUGGCCGGACCCCAAGAUGCACGUAGAAGAUCAACAAGGGAAUUGAAAGCAGAUGCAAAAGAAGCCGCCCAGCACGAUAUUGAAAAAUUGCCAGCAAAGUCUUCUUCAGGUAGUCGAUCAAGAAAUGAAUUGGAUCAAAUUGAAUCAGAAAUAUAUAAAAGGGUGGAUAGUUUAAACCUUUCAAAAGGACGGGACAGCAGUUAUAGUUCAAUGAGUUCUAUGGAUAGUUUAAGCUGUAGUAGUAUGCCGUCUGCUGAUUGGGAGGAAGAGUUAAAACAAUAUGAAAAUUCCAUGCCACCUGAUAUUCGACUGGAAUAUAUUGAUGUACUGAUUCUGUAUUGCGAGGAAGAUCGCAAGGAGGCGCAAAAGUUUCAAAAACACUUGAGAGAGGAGAUACCUUUGAGCAAUGGUCCGAUAAAAACAUUGUUGUAUGAUGAUUCUGAAAUGCAGGCAAUAUCUGCAUCAAUGAUAGGUCAUCUAGAAAAGGUGGUUCAAAGAAGCACUUAUGUUUUUAUAUUCAUGACUAAAAACUUUAUAGACGAUAAAUGGUGCGAGUUUUCUAGUGAAAGUUGCCUAAUGGAGGCGAUUACAAAUCCACUUAAGCAAUGGUGUGUAGUGCCAGUAUAUACAGAAAAACGUAAUACAUCUUUCAGGGUCCCAAUGGGGCUAAAUACAUUAAAAGGUAUUAACUACUACAACAAUGAUAGAUUUUAUAAAAAUGGUGUGGCAAGAUUGAUUGGUGAUAAGAUAUAUGUCCGGAUUAAAGCAAAUGAAGAGCAUAAAAUAAAACAGAAAAAAUGGUUGGAAGAACAUAAGAGGGAACAAGCAGUAUUGAAAGAGAAGCAACGAAGAGUAGAAGAGACUCAAAAAGCUAUGACACAACAAUUAUUAGAUUGGCUCGACAAGGAAACUAGGAGAUUAAUUCAUGCUGGUAUCCUGCCCGACUUUUUACCCCACUCCAGUUCUGAAAGUGAAAUAUCCAGUCAUGCUUCAUCUAUACCGCACUCUUCAAGUUCAAACAGCCUAAAACCAAUUCAUCCACAAUCUCCAGCUGUAGCGGCAUACUUCCAGGACCUGCUUGCUCAACAAAAACAAUAUAACUGGAACUCAAAUAAUUAUUCUCCCCAACAAGUUCGAAUAAUAGAACAAGUCUAUGGUGGCCCAGGCACGCCAAUCUAUAGCCCACCUGUGAUGAAUGCCUCCCAAGGUCAAGGUUAUGGGCAUUUCCCGCCUGGUCCCAGCUCUGCAUCAUAUAACCAAAAUUAUCAUCAUGUGAAGCGAAGCACUUCUCAGACCAGUGCAGAUAUGGGACCAUCAGCAGAAUUUGUACUUCGUACAGAAACUGGUGAUUUUCCUGUCUCAGUGCCUUCUGUGUUGAUUGAUAAAAUUAAGAAUGAACCAGAAGAUAAAAAACAGAUGUUUGUGAUACAAUACUUGGAAGAAUUUCGUAAACAACAACUGCAGGUUAAUCAAUCAGAAGUUGCUUCUCAAAACAGAGCAGCAUCAAACCCAGGCAGCAGAUCACAAGAAGUCCCAUAUAAUUCACAGACACAGUCUAACCCUGGCAUUUUACUUCCAAAUUUUCAUGAUCUGUCAUUGCACAGUGAUAGAACUUCUAUUCCUGCCAACUCGAGUAUUUAUUCACAACCAUUACAGACUGGUGUGUCAGGGCAUGAUAUGUCCAGUCAGAAUCCAACAAGACCGAGUCUGCGUAGUAAUUAUAUGGACGGAAACAGUAGUAAUUUUCCAGGUGGAGGAAACAUACCAAACCAAAGUCUUCUUGAGCAAGAUGCUGGUUCCAGUCUUGAAUCAAGUAGGAACCAGUCCAUGUCUUCCAGACAGGAACAUGUUUAUCAGACAGCAAAAAGUACAGUUAAAGAGACCCAGUCUGAUUCUGGUUCUGAUGAUGAAUCUCCAAAAAACAAGAAGAAGAGUAAGGGAAAAGGAAAACAAGUUGUACAUAUCCACAAGACGUACAUUUAUCAACCUGGAACAGUUCAGAUAGGAGAUCAUAAUGUGGUACAAGAACAGGGCAUAGAACAAGAGAAUAGUGAAGGAGAAGAUGGGGAGAGUUUCUCUAAGGUUUCACAGUUACCAUACACUGACACCAAGACCAUGAACACAGAUAAUCAACACAACAGCAACUCAGAGGAGAAGCAGAAGAUGAAGAAAGUAGAGAUAGAGACUGGGUCUGAGACCCAUGGAGAAAUGCAAGACCAACCAGGCUCCUCUGGUGCAAGUAGCUCGUGUAAUGUUGAUGCAGCACCAUCUACUGUGAACAAAUUACAUUCAACCAUCUCAGAGAAAUAUCCUGCAACACAAAAAAAGUCAACACCCGGGGGGCUAAAAAUGAAAGAAGAAAUAGAAGAGGCACAGGAAGUUUUUCCUGAUGAGAAAAACAUUGAUAGUGUAUUUAAUUCGGUGAAAAAAUUUGAGAAUAGCUCAAAAUUUGAUGAAAGUUGUGAACAUGGAAUGGAAGACAAGAAUUCACAAUUUGAAGGAAGUGUAAAUUUUAACAGUUCUUCUUCAGAAAAAUCAAGUUCUCUCAAAAGAAAGGAAAUACCAACAGGGGAGAGUACUCCCAUGAAACAGACUGGUUCACCUAGACCUGUGGCUGCAGUUUCACCAUUCAGUCCGAAGGUAAACGACGAUGACAGUGAUGAUAAUUGUGACAAUACAGACCCUAAAACUGUAGUUCACAGCAAAUUAUCAGGUACCAGUGAGUCAGUAUUAAGACAAGGAGAAGAUACGGAACAGACAUAUGUAAAACUGGCAUGGCAACCCACCAGUCAAAAACAAACAGAACAAUUCCAGAGAAAUUCUCCUGUACAGCUAUUAACAAAAGCUCGUGUUUCGGAUAACUCGUCUAAUGGUGCUUUCACAAGGGCAAAGUUUACUGAUCCUCAGAACUUGUUUUUCAGCAAAAAUAAUGCAUGUAAAACUGUGUAUCAUCAUGAGGAGGGAAAGUCUGGUAAACUGAGGCAGGAAGUUACACUUGGUACCGAUCCUUUGUCCCGGGAAACUCAAGAAGGUAUGGUAGAAAGUUAUGGAACGCCUGUAUAGUGUUAUGGUAACACUCUGUUUUAAGGUAACAGUCUAAAAAAUCCUGCAUAAAGCACAACUAAAACACU
Molecule: messenger RNA, 3436 nt
Organism: Ruditapes philippinarum (Manila clam)
Lineage: Eukaryota; Metazoa; Mollusca; Bivalvia; Venerida; Veneridae
Exons: 8
Coding region: 177-3368 (1063 amino acids)
Biological process (GO): signal transduction
Source: RefSeq, a predicted model, not a curated record